Molecule: messenger RNA, 1008 nt
Organism: Chenopodium quinoa (quinoa)
Lineage: Eukaryota; Viridiplantae; Streptophyta; Magnoliopsida; Caryophyllales; Amaranthaceae
Exons: 2
Coding region: 1-1008 (335 amino acids)
Molecular function (GO): nucleic acid binding
Source: RefSeq, a predicted model, not a curated record
AUGGCUGAUGGGAAUGCGAUUGAUGUCAGAAGCAAGAAGCUUGGCAAAACUAGACCCAAACCAACAGAGUAUACAGAAGAGUUCCUGCAUCAUCUUCUGCCUAUUGAACAUAAUGUAAACCCAAAGUUUGAGGAUAUGCAGCAAGUAAUACGCAUUGCUCAAAAGUGGUUCUACUUGAACCCAGAAACAAGGAGGUUCUAUCUGCUGUCAAAUGAACCAAUUCCAUAUAGGUGCCAACAGUCAGAAAGAUUCAAGGUAAAAGGAAUGUUCAUGGCAAUGAUUAGGAAACCAAUUUUUGACACCCAUGGACAUGUGCUACAUGAUGGAAAAUAUGGAAUCUUUCCAUUUGUUUAUGAGAACAUUACUAAGAAAAAAAGCACAAACAAAGAAGCUGGAGCAGUGGAAAUUAAGACAGCUCAAAAAGUAAACAAGGAGGCAAUUAGAGCAAUGCUACUCAACAAAGUAAUACCAGCAAUACAAAGUAAAUGGCCUCCUCAUAUGUCUGAUGACAUAUUUAUUCAAUGGGACAAUGUUAGACCUCAUCAAAUUCUAAAGGAUGAGGAAUUCAUUACUGCAUGUCAAUUAAAUGGGUUCAACAUUCAACUCAUUUACCAACCAGCACAGUCACCUGACUUGAAUGUGCUAGAUCUUGGCUUGUUCAAUGUGAUUCAGUCUAUACAGUACCAAUCAUUCCCUAAGAACUUGGGGGGACUCAUAGACAAAGUCACAGAGGCUUAUGACUUGUUUAAUCCAAUACUAAACAAGUACAGUUGGAUAACAAUACAAAGUUGCAUGAUAGAAAUACUAAGUCAUCUAGGUGGGAAUAAUUUUACCCCACCACACAAAGGGAAGAAAAGGCUGGAAAGGCUUGAAUUGCUGCCAGAACAACAGGAGGUGCACAGGGAUUUGGUUCAACAAGUUGUUGAAUAUCUCAACACUUUAUUCAUACCAACAGGGGAAGGAAAUGAAGUGGAUGAAGACAUGCAAGUGGAUGCAGACGAAAGAUAA